UGCAGCUGUUACUCGAUUGCGUUUUCCAGUUUCUCCAAGACCGAUUCGUAUGAGAAGGGCUGAGGGUGUUGGUGGUGGUGUAACAGGUCGUAUGAUGUUGCUUAGACGAUAUGUUUCAAAGCUACUUGAUGAUGAACGCAUCGAAUUACCAUGGCCACAUGCUACUGAAACUCGAUUAUACGCUGAGCGUUUGAUUCAGGAAAGCAUCUUGGCAUCAGCUGAACAGGAUCUCGUUUCGCUAUUUGAACUUUGGAAAAAUUCUAAGGAACCAAAAACCAACGAUAAACUCAAUCUUGGUAUUCUAGAGCUUUCUGUGUUUUGGCUAACUGAGGAACGUUUAGUUGAAAAAUUAUUCAAGGUAUUUGUACCAAGAUACAGGUUUUAUGAACGCGCAUACACUAGUUUGUUUCAGAUUUUUCCUCCAGUUCAUCCGAUAAAAUCUAGUGGUACUAAAUCAUUUGGAAUAUUGGAAUUGCACGGAAAUCCAUGGCCACCUGUUCGUGGUCAUGGUAUAAUUGGACGAAGUUUAAAUCCAGAACCAUUUCAAGAUCGUUAUCUCAUCAAUGUUCUAUUGGAUGCUGCACGUGAAUCAUCAGCUAAGAAGAAUUGUACACCAUCCACAUCACCACCUAUUGUAAUUGAUUAUGAACUACGUCCAAUUAAUUGA
Molecule: messenger RNA, 667 nt
Organism: Schistosoma curassoni
Lineage: Eukaryota; Metazoa; Platyhelminthes; Trematoda; Strigeidida; Schistosomatidae
Source: the annotation of a GenBank genome assembly